Penicillium malachiteum is the source of this 261-nucleotide messenger RNA. RefSeq names its product ankyrin repeat domain-containing protein. Gene Ontology annotation, cellular component: cytoplasm; nucleus. Gene Ontology annotation, molecular function: protein binding. Lineage: Eukaryota; Fungi; Ascomycota; Eurotiomycetes; Eurotiales; Aspergillaceae. The record is from RefSeq and is a predicted model, not a curated record. The coding region runs from base 1 to 261 and encodes 86 amino acids. The transcript has a single exon.
AUGGGACAUAGUUCAGUCAUCCAGCAGCUGCUCAAUAUCGACGGUAUCGAUGUCGACUCCAAGGAUGACAAGGGACGAACACCCCUUUCGUACGCAGCGGCAAGGGGACGGGCCACUGUGGUUUACCAGCUGCUUAAGAAGCAAGUGGUUGACAUCAACUCUAAAGGCAAAAAUGGACGAACACCCCUAUCCUAUGCAGCGGCUUGUCUAUUUCAUCGUAAGGGUGAGACAGUGGUGCAAUUGCUGCUUGACAGAGUGUAA